This is a messenger RNA of Protopolystoma xenopodis, 1371 nucleotides long. Lineage: Eukaryota; Metazoa; Platyhelminthes; Monogenea; Polystomatidea; Polystomatidae. The record is from the annotation of a GenBank genome assembly.
AUGUUGUCUUCCGCUGCUCUUCUUGAUGAGUUCAAGAAAGACCUUGCCAACCUCAAGGAUAAUGAUAAAUACAAAAUAAAUGCUCUUACUUAUUUUGCGCGUGAUUACCUGGAUCAAAGUGGAAUACCUGAAGGCGUAGUCGCGGCCACCACUUCCAACGUGCGCUCAGUUUCCUCGGGAUUGAAGCUUAUCGCCCUCUAUGUAAUCGAUUCGAUAGUUAAGAACGUAGGGGGCGUCUACAGGAUGUUGUUCUCCGACGGGAUCGUGGACCUUUUUGUGCAUUCAUUUGAAUCGAUCAGAGAUGAAAAGGGGCGUAUCAAACUUUACAAUCUACGGGCCACAUGGCGAGAUGUUUUUCCGAACAGUCGAAUGUAUGAGCUUGAUGUUCGAGUUCGUGAGCAUGAUCCUGCCUGGCCACUUUUGGCAAAGCCAGAUGAUGUUAGAUCAUCAAUCAGAUCUUUGCCAAAUGUUCCAAAGAUAUCAAAGGCUAAAGCCGAAGAUUCGUCUACUGAUCAGCCAGGCGAGUCUCAAGAACAUAGGAAUUCUGACAAAUCGGAUACUCACACUAAUUCACGCGAUCCUCGACUAAACAGAAAUAUCAAACACUCUCCAAUUACCGAGGAAAAAUGUAGUCCCCUGGAUGAAUUUAUGAUUGAUCGGUCUGGUGACAAGACGAUGGAAUCAAAAGCAAGAAAACAAGGGAAGAAAUCAAUGCAGCCAAGGGAGGAUGCUUCUCAACCGCUUUUUGGUGUUCGAGAUAAAGAUAUGAGGCCACAGGAUUCUCCAUCCCUGCCAGCGAUUUCCCCUGCCCGUAGUGGUAUAUGGUCCAGUUACUUUGGUAAGCAUAGUGAGGUGAUCUCCAGACGAGCCAGUCAGGACAUUGAUAUGCGCUUUUCUUGCUCAAAUCAGAAACCUCAAUCGUCUCCAACUGAAGAAUCCAACCUUAGUCCUACUCUUCCUCAUAGCCCCAGAGACCCUAGGAUUCCGCUCAAGUCUGCUAUAGCUCCGGUACCUCAAAAUGCUCAUGCACCGCGGACCUCUUAUUGUGAUUCCCUACCCCUUGCAAGUCACUAUAGACAGUCUGCUCCGGUUCCACGCCAAAGCAGAUCUCCCAUAUCACAGGAACCCGAAUUCCAUCGAUCUCACCUGCCGGUCUAUCCAUCCCUACCACCGCUACCUCCUUUUCCCCGCGACCAUCAUCCACGACGUUCUCCAUCCUCCUUGCCCCGCGUUCCUCCAAUCAGUGGUCCUACUUGGAAUGUUGAAAUCGAAGGUUUUCCUGAUAUGAUAAACAUUGGAGUAGAUCCUAGAAUGCUUUCCCUUGUUACUCAUCCGAGACCGCCUAGGCGAAUUACUAUUGAUGGAUAUCAA